Molecule: messenger RNA, 1569 nt
Organism: Daphnia pulicaria
Lineage: Eukaryota; Metazoa; Arthropoda; Branchiopoda; Diplostraca; Daphniidae
Product: regulation of nuclear pre-mRNA domain-containing protein 1B-like
Exons: 5
Coding region: 144-1226 (360 amino acids)
Biological process (GO): mRNA 3'-end processing
Cellular component (GO): RNA polymerase II, holoenzyme
Molecular function (GO): RNA polymerase II complex binding
Source: RefSeq, a predicted model, not a curated record
GACAAAAAAAUUCGUGCAUUUUUGUCUGCUACUUUACCUAAUCGAGAUUCUAGAAGAAGAGAAGACUGACUCACAAAUCUUAGGGACUGAGUUUGCGGUUAACGUAAUAGACGAAACUUAAUCUAUGGAGAUUAAUCUACAAAAUGUCAGGAUUUUCUGAUGCCGCACUAGAGAAAAAAUUAGCCGAACUAAACAACUCUCAACAAAGUAUUCAAACAUUGUCUUUGUGGUUAAUCCACCACCGUAAACACCAUGCUAGUAUCGUCAAAAUUUGGUUAAAGGAAUUCACGAAAGCCAAGGACAGUCGAAAACUCACUUUCAUCUAUCUUGUCAACGAUGUCAUCCAGAACAGCAGAAAGAAAGGUCCAGAAUUUAGAGAUCACUUUGGUCCAAUUCUUGCUCCAGCCCUUAAAUUGAUGGGUCAAGCUGUCAAUGAUGAAAACACUCAGAAAAGACUAGAACGAAUUCUCAAUAUUUGGGGAGACAGAAACAUGUUUGAUUCCAAACAGAUUGCUGAAUUCAGAAAAUCAUUAGAAUCAUGUCUCAAGAGAAGAUUUGACAAUGGAGAACCCCCUGUCAAAAUAUCAAGAAGAGAUAGGGGUGAGAGCCGCGAAAUGUUAGAAAAUGUCAAAGAAAACAAAGAGCAAGAAGAUCCUGAUAAAACUAAGAAAGAACGAAGAAAAUCAGAAUGUAAUGAAGUGAUACAGUUUGAUAAGGAAGGAAAGAAAGAAGUCCACAUAACUUUGUCUCCAAAACUACCUGCUAAUGAUGCUCCAGAACCUGAAGAACUUGUUAAAGCACUUCAGACCCUUGAAAAUGCAGCAUCAAGUGAUGGUAUUGUCAGGAAAAAAAUUACUGAAUUGCCUCCUGAAGUAUCAGAUGUCAGUUUGCUUUCAAAAAUCUCAGAUCAAGCUCAAGCAGAAAUGUUAACUGGUAAAGUAAACGAAGCAGUUGAGUUACUUAAUGACUACAAUGGCCGAUUGUUGAAGGAGAUGGAGGAUCGAAAAACGGUAACUAAAAUGCUGCAUGAUUUCACGGCAGCACAGAAAGAACUUUUAGUUCAAGCUGAAGAAAGACUUCAGGAGUAUAAAGAGAAAUUAUCCAAAGUAUACCAAGUUCGCGAAGAAUUGCGUUCUCACGUUUCCAGUCUACCAGAUCUUUCGCAGCUACCCGACGUCUCGGCUGUUCCACUACCCUCAGCGGGUGACCUUUUCAGUCUGCGUUGACUUAAUUUUUUUUUCUUUUCUUUCAAGCAAUUGCUUGAAUUCAUAUUUAAUGCAUCUGGCGAAGACUUUUGUUUCAGCGUUCAAAACCCGACUGUAGUUAAGUGUUGAGAUUCGAUUGGUGAAAGCAAAUUUCUUUUUGAACGUAAAUUUUGAUCGUCACUCUCCCAUUCUAUCUCAACCAUUGAUUGCUGCCUACUAUUAUAUAUUUGGAGACUCUUGAAUUUUUUACAUGAUGAUCUCCGUUCGAGGUAAAAUCCUAAAUUGCCAACGUUUAGUUCGCUCUGCUAAGGCUAUAUUGUAUGUUGUACAACGUCAAGCAUAAAUAAAAACUAAACUAGUGUAA